Molecule: messenger RNA, 846 nt
Organism: Phoenix dactylifera (date palm)
Lineage: Eukaryota; Viridiplantae; Streptophyta; Magnoliopsida; Arecales; Arecaceae
Source: RefSeq, a predicted model, not a curated record
GCUGAUAAGGGGUUUUUUGUAUCUUUUUUCGUAUUCUUUGGUGAAUUCUUUGGUUGUCGGUUCUGUUCUUGUUGGCGAUAUUGAGAUCUGGUUCUUGAUGGUCUCUGCGUGGAUUACUGGUGGAGAGUUCUUGAAAGUCAGGGCUUCUUGAUGAUUAUUACUGCUUGAGCAUAGCUUUCUAAAAGCAGGUAGUAGUCAUCUGUUUGUUUGAUCUCUGUCGAUUUUCAACCGUCAAGUGUUCAUGUCUGAUCUUGACGUCCAGAUUCCAACUACAUUUGAUCCGUUUGCUGAGGCAAAUGCUGAGGACUCUGGUGCUGGAGCAAAAGAGUAUGUGCAUGUGCGCAUACAGCAGCGCAACGGCAGGAAGAGUCUGACCACCGUGCAAGGAUUGAAAAAGGAAUUUAGCUAUAACAAGAUCUUGAAGGAUCUCAAGAAGGAGUUCUGCUGCAAUGGUACUGUUGUCCAGGACCCAGAGCUGGGCCAGGUCAUUCAACUUCAAGGUGACCAACGGAAGAAUGUGGCCACUUUCCUAGUUCAGGCCGGCAUCGUAAAGAAAGAGCACAUUAAGAUACAUGGUUUCUGAGUAGCUGCAAAUCAAGGCAACAACAGUGUUACUAGACGGCAGUUGGACAUAAUAUUAUCUUGUUAGCUAUUUCUCUUCAUGCUUGAUAUAAUCUGUCCUGUGAGACUAUGGGAACACUUCUUCAGUUGCCUUGUUUCUGUGACCUGUCUUGGACUGAGGACGUAUGCUAUGUGGUGUUUUUUGUUAUUAACGACAGUUUGAAGUCAGCUUGUUUGAGUUUGAAUGACAGAACUUGUAGUUUGGGUACUUGGUAUUUUACUUUA